This is a messenger RNA of Exophiala bonariae, 1635 nucleotides long. RefSeq lists its product as uncharacterized. The record is from RefSeq and is a predicted model, not a curated record. Gene Ontology annotation, cellular component: membrane. Gene Ontology annotation, biological process: amino acid transport; transmembrane transport. The transcript has 6 exons. Gene Ontology annotation, molecular function: transmembrane transporter activity. NCBI's taxonomy places the organism in Eukaryota, Fungi, Ascomycota, Eurotiomycetes, Chaetothyriales, Herpotrichiellaceae. Bases 1 to 1635 code for a protein of 544 amino acids.
AUGCAUGCCGACGAGCGAACAACCGGGCCUUCGGGCACGGCAACUGAACAGGCCUUGAAGUCAACACACACGGGCGGAAUGUCGAGCCAUGUUGAGAAUACCAAGAACCGUUCGCUUGACGUCGAAGUCGAAGCUCAAUCUGAUGGCUUGGGCAAGAACAUCAGCAUUGAACAGCACGGCACCCUCGUGCAUAACAAUGACAUCAGACAGACGAUUGGCCCGCUGACGAUGCUGGCGCUAUGCUUCAACAUCUGCAGCAGCUGGGCUGGUCUAUCGACCAGUGUCCAAAUCGCCCUGCUUGCGGGCGGGCCCAUGACACUGAUCUACGGUGUCAUUGUCACCACCGUCAUCUACCUCUGCAUAAGCUUGAGUCUCGCAGAGCUGGCAAGCGUGUAUCCGACCGCUGGAGGCCAAUACCAUUUCAGUUCGAUUUUGGCUCCUCAACGACUCAGUCGUCCGAUUUCCUACGUCUGCGGCUUCAUCACUUGCUUCUACUGGAUUGCUACCGGUGCGGCGGUGGCGAUCAUCGUCGGCACUCAGAUCGCUACCGUUGCUGCUUGGUAUGACCCCCCCGGUCCUCAGCAUCCGUGGCAAUUGUUCUUGAUAUUCCAAGGACUUGGACUUCUAGCAUUGCUGUACAAUAUUUUCUUUAUCAAGAAGCUGGACGUCACACAUACCAUCGGCUUUGCCCUAUCAAUCGCCAUUUUCGUGUCCGACUUUAUCGGACUUCUGGUGCGAUCGUCUCCCAAAGCCACCAACGAAUUCGUCUGGACAACCUUCAUCAAUGAGACAGGCUGGCCCGAUGGGGUCUGCUUCAUGAUUGGACUUUUGCCUCCUUUUUUCAUGUUCGGCGGUCUCGAUGGCGCGCUGCACGUGGCUGAAGAAGCAAACAACGCUCACAGGGUGGUGCCGAGGGUCACCGUUGGGGUUGUGGUUGUCGGCUUCUGCACCGCGUUUCCAUUCGCCAUCGCCAUCAUGUACAGUAUCUCAGAUUUCACAGCUAUUGUUGGUAGUAGUGGGUACAUCCCAUUUGAGAUCAAUCGGCAGGGCCUUCGCUCCGACGAAGGAGCACUGGCAGUACUCAUCGCAGGCAUAGUCCUUGGCUUCUUCAUUCUGAAUGCCGUGUUCCAAGCCUCGUCACGCACCGUCUGGGCUUUCGCCAGGGACAACGGAUUCGUGUUCUCAUCCACCAUCGGCCGUGUUCAUCAGAGAUUCGAAGUUCCCGUGUGGGCCCUCCUGCUGAACUGGCUAGUCUUCGGAAUUCUGGGAGUACUGAUCCUCGCAUCAUCAAUCGCCUUCAACGCAAUUCUGAGCUCGACCGUCGUGCACCAGCUGUUGUCCUACCUCAUUCCGAUUUCGCUGCUCAUCUUUCAACGCCGAUCCGACAAGUAUCUUCCCUCCGGCAGAAGUCUCGCACUGCCAAACUGGCUUGGUUGGACUGUCAACUGCGUGGUAGUGCUGUGCAUUCCAGUCCUCGUGACGUUCUUUGCUUUUCCACCGUUUCGGCCGGUCACUGGCACAAAUAUGAACUACACUGUCGCCGUUCUGGGUAGUGUUACGCUGCUGUGCGGCCUAAAUUGGGUUUUCUAUGCUCGUCGACACUUCCAAGGUCCGCGAAUCGACUUACAUCAGUAA